Messenger RNA from Prorocentrum cordatum, 1848 nucleotides. The record is from the annotation of a GenBank genome assembly. NCBI's taxonomy places the organism in Eukaryota, Dinophyceae, Prorocentrales, Prorocentraceae.
GGGGGAGAACAAUUACAACGCGCGAGAGCCAGGCGCGCGCGUGAGGUUGGACGGUUACUGACGGUACGUGGUGGAUGGAGUCCGCCUCAACUUCACACUUCACUUCUCUGUGCUGGCGAGCGCGCUUCUCUGUGCGCGACCGUUUCUGCCAUGCAUCGUAGCUUUAGUUCGCCCCCGCUUAUACAGAUGAAAUGAGGCAUUGCGUACAUCGCGUGACGUACGUUCGCCUAUGCAUGCGAAGGUGUGCGCGGCGAGAGGAUGUCGCCGUGCUUCCCUUGCGCCCCCCAUCAGACCCGACGGUGCGCGCGGGCUUCACUCAAGCUGACUGCCGGCGCCGUCUGCUGGUUCGGGGGCGCUUGAUUCGGGCAAGGCGCAAGUACACAGAACCAUGAGCCACGCGGCCAUGUGGAACCAUUGAGCUGUGAGUGGCGGAGAUGCGCCCAGGCUUUUCCGCGCUUCUCUCACGUUGAGAAUGCGGCACUUCAAAACUUGCUAUCGUGUCAUCGACGUGAUGCGACAGGCCGAAUGAUUGGCCUCGUCCCAGCACCCUCCCGUGCACUGCGGCACAUUUUUUCGCAGACCAGAAUGACAGGGGACACGGCGUUCGCGCUGAUAUUGGCAAGUUUUUCUCUCCUCCUCCUUCCCCUCCUCCUCCUCCUCCUCGUCCUCCUCCUUUUCCUCCUCGUUAUCUUCCACCUGCCCCUCCCGACUUCGCCCCCCUCCUUGGCUUCUCCGUCGCCCUUGGGCUUGCGACGCGCUCGCAUUCACAGGAACAGAUUGUGAGGAUGUCUGAGCCGAUGUGCUCGCUUCAGCACCCCAAUGGGAGAGCCGCCAGGAGUGGUUUCAACGGCCCGAGAGGAGACGUGGCUUAUCGCUGAUGCGCGCAGCUACUAAAGAUGGGGCCGAACGAGCUGUGGGAGGGAUUGGUGGUGUGAGGGGGAGGAGCCGAGCUGAAGCAUCUGCCGCGUGGCAUGCUUGCUGCUAGAGUCAGGUGCGCGACGCACUGCUGGAUUCAGUUCUGACCAUGGUGAUCUACGCAAUGUGUUUGGCCCCCCGACGAGUGUGUGCUUGUACGCCAGCGACGUGGGUGGUCGUAACACGCUAUGUUGCGUUUCAUAUGUCCCACGCUCAUGGUCAGCUCCUCCCCGUCCUGCCGAAGCUUCCCCCCGCGGUCGCCCGUAAGACUGUGCAGCAUAAGCUUCAUGACCACCCUUGGCGUUCGUGCUCGAGGCUUGGGACAUGCCUCCGGUGACGGAGUAUUUUUGCGGAUGCGCCGGUGCGACGGACACCAGCAAUCUCAGACAUUUGCUUUCGGUCCGAGGACGAGGUAAGUGAUCGAACCUAGGAUACGCCUGGGUAUCCCAAGUCAUGGACAUGAUUGGGUUUCUAACCUUGUCAUCAUCAUCCUCCUCACGCCAAGCCGCAGUGCAGAGUUCGACCUCAGUUUAGGUGACGUCUGCUGUUCUUCGCACAGCGCUAUGAUCUUAGGGGUGCGACUCUCGGCACGGACAAGACCUUUGAAAGGGCGCAUCGUUGUGCGUUGUCACCGUCAGUUAGUUGCCCAGGCUGCGUUUAACAAUGUUGUUUGAAGCCAUGGUGAUGCACCGUACUGAAGUCCCAGCGCCGUCUUAGCCCCGUCUGGGCGUGGGGAAGUGCGGGAGGCGCCACUGCAAACUGAAAUUGUGUGCGGCGUUGGGCGAGAUUUACAUGUUGCCGGUUCGCGCGGCCCCGCGGCUGAAGAAUGGGCGAGCGAGAGUUGUGCGCCGCGCCCAUCGGCUGGAUUAGAUUGGCAUCGGCCAGCUAGGUGGCAUAGUGGAGCGUUGCUUGUAUAUAAAGACGAGAGGGGGA